AUGUUUAGCUUUUGUGGCUGCUCCUCUCGCCGUCGAGCGAAGCAGAAUGCAAUCCCAUACAGCAAGGCGAUGGCUCCUGAAGUCAAAGCAUGCCUGAGGCCCUCUGGAACAAUGACUCACGGUGCAGUCGAUUAUUCAGGCGAUGGUAGGCUGAGUCUAGAUGAUUUCGGUGUGCAGAUAUCGGGCCUGCCCAAGAGAAAGAGCAGCAACGCGCUAGAAACAGUCAAAAACAAGCUCAUACGACACCUGUCAAUCGACAAAGAUCCGCCUCCAAAGUCCCAAGUCUCCUCUCCAGACAGCGACGAGGAGGUUGCUCGCCGGGCAGAACUUCGUCGGUUUCGGGCCAGACGAAUCCAAGAGGAGUUGUACCAAGACCAUAGCAGUUCCCUUUCGCCCCAUGUCUCUAUUCGAAGUACAAGAUAUUUGUUGCCGCUCAUCGACAUUGGUCGUCCUGGCCGUGGCCCCAGGGAUGCCAUCGAAUUCUCCAUUGAUAGCGGGAGCCAUAUGCCUGCGAUAUACCCGUCUCCUAUGCAUAGCCCGGAACCUUUGAAGAGAAAGACUCCAAAUCCGACAGUGAAAAGGUGGAGUAGCUGCCCGGCCGUGAUUAGAGAACAACGAGGCCAAAUCGCUGCACCAAUCUACAACAAUUCAAACACAGCUAUGUCCCGGAAGCGUUACACCAUACCUAGCCGACUUUCAGAGUCCAAGUCGCUACCGAACUUGCUACAACCAAAUAUGAAAGCCCCUCAAGUCGCCAGAACAAAAAUUGCCGCGUUUGGCAGUGACGACUAUACUGCCGUGGACGCCUGGCUCGUACUGCAAGAGUCGCGAUCGCGGGCUAGCCCAGCAUCGGGAGCGACAAAGGAUAUAUUGAAGUAUUCUGGAUCACGCAGGACUUACCUAAAACCUUCGAAUAAAAUUCCCACAGAGUUCAGCGAUGAUACUGUUACAGUUCCAUAUCCGAUUCGGCAGAGCGGUACCUCUCGUCUCCCUUCAGCGUCACUUGGUGCGACGCAACAGUGCGGAUCGCAAAAGAUAAGCAGCUCAAAACCAGCUUCUGCGAAUCGCUCUCAAGUCUACGGAUUAGCGGUUCCGCCAGGAGGAAAGAAAAAGACCUCUUCGAGCUCAAGUCAGGGACGAAUCCCACACUCUGAAACAACUGGAGGGCUUUCAUCGUAUUAUCCAUCCGUCAUACCAAGCAUACAGCCCAGCCCGAGCAGGUCAAAAUCUCUGGUCAAUGUUCUAACUGUGAGGGACUUGGAAAGUCUUGAGUUGUCCCCUUUCGAAUGGCACGGUGACAACUUCGGAAGCUUUGGCACCUCUAGCGAGGGCCACAGCUCGUACGCUACGGCAGAUAAUGGCGAGAAUAACAAUGAUAGUGUCAACGGAUGUCACGACGGCCAAGCAGACGAAAUAACCUCGCACCGAUUCGUUGACCCUUUGAACAUUCGCAAACGGCGUGAACACGAUACCAUCACCUCCAGUCGUUCAAACCCUAUUAUGAAUCGUCUCCGUGCAGAGAGGGCGGGCCUUCCCACAAUUUGGCGAUCGGGAAGCGGAUCCUGGAAGAUUCAGGCUCGUCUUCCUAAACGCAUCUCGUCCAGAUUUUGGUACCAAACCCGCACAGCCUCCGCGACCAUUCCGGAAGGGAACCCAGAGGCUCAGUAA
Cordyceps militaris CM01 is the source of this 1668-nucleotide messenger RNA. RefSeq lists its product as uncharacterized. The transcript has 2 exons. The coding region runs from base 1 to 1668 and encodes 555 amino acids. Lineage: Eukaryota; Fungi; Ascomycota; Sordariomycetes; Hypocreales; Cordycipitaceae. The record is from RefSeq and is a predicted model, not a curated record.